CAUAAAUUAGUACCGACCAAACAUAUUAGCAAAUAUUUGUUUCCUUUAAUACUAAAAAUGCGCAUGUUAGAAAAGAAAAAGCAUCUUUAUUGUUAACCUUCGAUAUGUUGGUAAGGUAUCUUACAAUUUACAGUGACGCUUUUCUUAUGAUUCGCACUGUUUCUGUGCUGAAGUAUUAAAAAUAUCUUAAAUGAAGAUCAGAUAGAAUCAUGUUUCUGAAAUUUGGUGAAAAAACUUCGAGUUUCAUGCGAAUUCAUUGAAUCUUCAAAUGUGAUCUCUUUGUUUACAUUACCCCAAGCUUGCUCACUACCUACCACUCCAUAAAGAAAUUUAUUCAUAAUGGAAGAGAAUAUUGCCAAAUUAAAGUUAUAUUGGAACGAGAAUGAAUCAAUUGUUGCUGAUGUUGUUUUAAACGUGAAUACUGAAAACGAUAAGUUUCCCAUCCCUGUAUUAAAUCUUAGUAAUAAUACUUGGAAAUUAUUAAAUUUUCUUGAAAUGAAAGACGAUGAUCAACCUAGAAAACAUGCUGGUAGUGAUUCAAAUAAAGAGGUGUUUACUAAAACCACAUCAAAGCCAAGAGCACCUCUGCAAGCGUUGCAUGACGAAGGAAAUAAUACAAUUUUAAAAACAAAAGAAAAUAAUGUGAAUACGUCUCCGAAACAGUUUCGAGAGCGACCUACAAUCGGGGAUGAGAAUGCAUUCAGUUCUCCUACCAAGAGUUAUCAAUUGGGUGAUAAACAGGAGUGUGAGUAUGUGGAUGAGAGUUCUGAAACACUUGAUCUUCAAGGAUGGUUUACUGUUGAAAACGAAUUGGGGCAAAGAUCUUCCAUUGAGCACGAAUGCGAAAACGUAGCUGAAGAUUACUCCGAAUUCGACGACCUGUCUUCUAAUUCUGAAAAUGCUGAUUCUUACCUAUUUCCUUCAAGAAGUGAUCCUUUUUCAUAUUUGCUAGAGAAUGGGUCUCUCACCACUCUUUCCAUGACUUCAAACGAUAUGAUUUCCACGUCUUCGUUGAACGAUGAUACAUCAGAAGCUUCUCACGAUAAAGCAUUAGAUUUGGAAAAGGACGAAAAACAUAAUCUUCUGGACAGUGAUUCAGAAUUACAUUUGCAAGAAACGAACCAAGUAGGCAUAUCUAAAGAAGAUGAGGAGGUAUCCGAUGAAACCUCAAUUCUUGUGCAUCCAACAGAAAGCUUUACAUUAGAGAAUGAUUGCUUAUAUUAUAAUCCACAACAUUUAAAACCAGAUGAAACUGAUUCAGGCUCUUUAAGGAAUUCACAACCCACUAAAAUAUGGUUAAUGCUAAAGGCAAAAGUCCUCUUUGAUGAGAUGGAUCAGUGUUAUCGUAUUCCUUUGAAUUUUUUUCUUCCGACAUAUCGUGUCGAUCUUAAUCUGAUUAUUCAUUCAUUAAUAAACCUAAACUGGAAUGCCCAAGUUUCGUCUGGACACUUUGAUACGCAACUCGAACAGUCUUCGAAUGCUUCAAGAGGAACGUCUUCUUUCUCGGCACAAUUAUCUGCUUCUUCAUUGUCAAGCGUUGUCUGGUAUACAAAAGAAUCCGUCACGAGUGUCAAGGUUCUUGAAACAACCAUCUCAGUCUGUUUGCAAGAGGAUUUAUCAUCUUUCAAGCAUUUAGAGUACGAAAUUCAGUGUAUUUGUGCUUCUCCAAUUACAGAAAAUAGCACAUUCACCAUACUCGCUCCAGAGUCUUAUGUAUUGAAGAAUGUUUUCAGUAAUUGUUUGAAGUUUGAAUUUGAACAGCAACAAAAUGGAGAGGAACUAGAUAUAUUAUUCACAAAAGUUUGCCAUGAUUCAGAUAAUUCGUCAAAUAACACGCCGCAUGCGCUUCAAAUACAAUUAAUGGAUACCACUGAUGCGGUUACAAAGAAUCAAAUACAGCCUAUUCCAAUCGUGAAACAUAUGAACCAGCCUACAAAAGUUACAUUUGGAAAAUUAAUAUCGGAUUAUCAAAUCUUUCUUUAUGAUAUUUAUGGGAUAUGCCAGACGAUGGCAUUGGGAUGUUGCGAAUUCACGUAUAAUAAAGAUAAGAAGUAUGGGUUUACCAUGACCCAACGAAAGCAUGGAUCUAAAGCAACGGUUCAGAAUCCAUUUGUUAACACUCGUAUAAAAAAGAAUUGUUUAUUCCCUGUCUUUAAAGUGUUUGAUGAUUUUGAAGAAUAUUUACAGCUUGUAUUUUCUUGUAUAUUGAUUUUGGAUCCUGAAGAUCAAACUGACAUAUUAAAGCUUAAGUUACCGGAGCAAGCUCGAUUAACGUGGGUGAUUGAAGGAAGUCAUGACUACUUGACGAACGUUUAUUAUUCGGAUGGGAUAUGUAGAAUCGCAAACUCACCGAUGAAACAAAGCGUUUCCCUUCGAAUAGGUAUGCUAGUCCCUCUGGAAAAGAAGAAAGAAGGAAUGUCAUUUAGAUUACCAGCUAUUCUCGACUAUACGCUGAAUCAUGUGGUGGUUGACAUGGAAGGGUUGAGAUAUCAGGUCUCAGCAAUUGAAGUUGACAAGCGGAUACAUUUAAAGCCCUUGCAACGAUUGGAAUUUAAGUUGCUAAGAAACGUAUCAGUUUUGUUUAUACUGAGAGAUGAAACAGCGAGAAAGAAGAGGACAGCUAAAAGAACACAUACGGAGACAGAAAAUGAACACAAAGUAGAUGUUUCAUCAAACUUCUUAAAGGAAACAUUAGCCAUUUGUUCUCUAGUUGGGUAUUUAUUGAUUUUUUACCAAGUAUUUAUGAAACAAGUUUAAACGAGCGUUUACGAUAGAUAAAACAGGAAAUAAAUGAUUUGAAAACUACUUGAUUACCUUUUCACACAAAGAUCUAGAAAAC
Schizosaccharomyces octosporus yFS286 is the source of this 2839-nucleotide messenger RNA. RefSeq lists its product as uncharacterized. The record is from RefSeq and is a predicted model, not a curated record. Bases 340 to 2757 code for a protein of 805 amino acids. NCBI's taxonomy places the organism in Eukaryota, Fungi, Ascomycota, Schizosaccharomycetes, Schizosaccharomycetales, Schizosaccharomycetaceae. The transcript has 2 exons.